Molecule: messenger RNA, 983 nt
Organism: Schistocerca serialis cubense
Lineage: Eukaryota; Metazoa; Arthropoda; Insecta; Orthoptera; Acrididae
Exons: 5
Coding region: 148-855 (235 amino acids)
Source: RefSeq, a predicted model, not a curated record
GAGCAAGUAAAGCAAAAAGGCAAAAAUUGAGGAGAAAUUUUGGAAAGUAAUAAGAAUUGGGUGCAGGUUACAUAAAAUUUUCCAUAGGAAGCUGUUUUAUUCAUCACAGCAAAGAGACCAAAUGUAAGAUGGGUACAAGGUGAUGAAAUGAGUUCUACUAAAUCUGUCAUAGAUAAUUUGAAGAGUACAGAAAUUAUUCAACUUUUUAAUAUGGCUAGAGGACAGUUUAAACCUCCAAGUUAUCCUGAAUCACCAUUGAUUAGUUUUCCUGAUGGCCCAUGGGAAUCAUUGUUGGAAGAUAGGUUUUUGAGCACUUUUACAGAAAUCUGUGAACAUCAUCUACUGAUAGUGCCAGAACGUAAAGCAAGUGCUGCAACAAAUGAAGUGCUUAUUGAAGCUGCAUCGUUGUCAAAGAAAGAUCAAGAAAAUUUAUUCAGAGAGUUUCUGUUAGACACUUUUCCAAGUGUGUAUAUGAGCAGGGCAGCCUUUACAAGAUUCAUGAUUCGCUUGGGAUGGAAUGCAGAUGAGGCACAGAAUUUGUUCCGGUCAGCUGACAUUUACAACAGAUCAUCACUGUCAUUUAGAGAUUUUCUCUACAUCAUAGCAGCAUUAGAGCCCAUGACAUCUCAUGUAGGAGCUGCAGCAGAAAUUCGUUGCCGUUACAUCUACAGAUUUUUUUCUAAGCGUCAAGGUGAUGGAAUGGAUUUUGAAGACUUCACUAAGCUUAUUGAAGCUCUGCAGAAAUGCAAGAAUCAAAAUGCAACUGCUGCAGUAGUAUCACAAGAAGCUGAUAAAAUCAUCAAGUAUGAGCAGAAACUAUUAUCUUUAAAAAAUUAUGAGUUAGAGAUUUGGUAGCAUGUACUUUAAGGCAUUGCCUGGUAGACAUAUGAAUGGAAAUACUAAAGUGUCCUUUCAUAUGGCCAUCAGACUCAAGUUACAAGACAUAAUUCAUUGUUUAGAGGGUGGUAAAAUUACUGUGCACA